UCCUUGGUUUUCCCCGGGUUUUCUCUCCUUUGCUGUCAAUUCUCUCUCUCCCCAAAACAGCCACAAAAACUCUCAGCACUCCAUAUGGAAUUAUCGUACAUCAAAACAGCGCUGACAGGAUGAGUGGAAAACUGCUGUCUGGUGUCCUGAAUGGCGUGCUCUGUGGCAUUGGCGCGUACGGCUGCUGCAAGCUGGAUCCCCUCGUGCAGCCCUUUGGCUACGUCGCCUGCGUACUGGCCUACACGCAUGGCACCCUGGGACUGAUCGGCUCGCUGCGGCACGCCCAGAACUGCCACAGCCCGCACUUGUGCCUCACGCGCACCCUCAUGGAGGUCGGCCAGGUGACGCUGAUCAACACCCAGUUCUACCACUCGUCGAUGGGCAGCCGCAGAGCGCUGCUGUUUGGCCUGUCCAUGGGCGGAUUCGGCUACCUGGCGGUCAGGAUGCCCAAAGUGAUCUUGUGGCGCACGGCCAUCGGAUUCUUGAACGUGUUGUGUCUGCUCUGCAUCGCCAGGCACACCGAUGCCAUGGGCAGCCACGUGCUGAUGGCCCUCCUGUAUGCGCUGGGCAGCGAUGGCGUCUACUACCUGAAGGCCAAUGCGCACGCCAGCUGCGGCGAGCGACUGUACGAAGUGUGCAGCAUUGGCAUCACUCACUUGGCCAUAAGGGCAUUCCGGGCCAAGCUGUAGAAGGGUUCAACCUGCCCGCAGCCAGCAGCCAUCAGUUUGUUAUAUUUUUUAAAAGAAUUAAUAGAAAUACAAAAAGAAGAAAAGAAAACUCUA
Molecule: messenger RNA, 782 nt
Organism: Drosophila obscura
Lineage: Eukaryota; Metazoa; Arthropoda; Insecta; Diptera; Drosophilidae
Exons: 3
Coding region: 120-689 (189 amino acids)
Source: RefSeq, a predicted model, not a curated record